AUGCCACAGAAAAGGACCAGGAUCCCUCAAACUUUCCACAUCAACAAGUACUCGGCGAUCAAACUGGCGGCGGGAGGAGGAGGAUGGCAUCACCAUCCUCAAAGGUCGGAGCUUUCAGCCAGUUUCAUCGUGAGCCCCAACGAAGAAAUCGAGAUGCUUGUACAGUGGAAAGGAAUGAAUAUUGACCGUCACUUGAUUCCAUUGAACAAGGAGAAAUACGUGAUAAAGUUGUUGAAAAAAUGUCCCUGUAUUGGUAUCAAAUGCAGUGAGGCUUUCCCGCUGCAAAAUGUCGUGGUUCGGUGUCAGAUUAGUCUUGAGACUGCUGAAGAAUAUGAGCAAUGUUGUCAAAUGUUUGAGUUUGUAGGAAUUGGUGUCGGAGCUGAAACUGGAGCUGGAACUGGAACUGGAGUUGGAGUUGGAGGUUCGCGUGGUGAUGUUGCUUCAAUCAAUUAUGGGCAUUGUUCACAACCUGUUGCUCGGGAGAAUGGGGCAGACAAUGCACUAGUCUUGAGACCACGCACCGUUGUUCCUGCCACUCUUGCCGCUGCUGCUGCUGCUGCUACGGAUGAACACACCCAGACACAAUACUCAAAUGGAUUCGAUAUUGAAAGUCAGCUCGAGAGCUGUCAAACACAAGUACGUCAGCUUGCUUCUCAGGUGCAAAUGAUGCAAUCGCAAACGGGCCAGUUGCAAGCUAGCCAACUGCAAUGUGUUCCGUCUCAACCGAGCAACCAGUUUCUCCCAACUUCACUCCAGCCAAGUCAUUUUCAAUCUAGUCAGUUGCAAUCGGGACCAUCCCAUUCGAGCCAGUUUCCGCGUAGCCAAUUGCAAACGAGCCAAUUACAGUCAAGUCACAUCAUUCAAGGUGCUGACGCGUCUCAAGUAGGGGUUCAACCAUUCCAACAGCCGGCUGCCAUGCCAAUGAACAGAGCCUCCGCUCAUUCGACGCAACAACAACAACAACAAGGUCAGCAAAAAUCAUGUUCUUGCCAACAAGCACAAGUUGCCACGGGGACCCCCAUACACCAAGAAUACUUAUCUAGUCAACCUCAGCGUCAGCAUCUUCCUCCUCCUCCCCCUCCUCCAUCUUCGCACUUCCAUGCUCCAGUUUCACAAUCGCCUCAGACUCAAGCUGCCUCGGCUCUUCAGCAGCAACGCACACGCCAGGUGAAUAACCUCGAUGCACCUAUCCUGGAAGACACGCGAAAUGGUGAGUUCAAGUUAGACCUCGGUCCCUACGUGGUUAUGACUGAUAGUGAGUUGAGAGCCAAAAUCCGUGAGCGUUGCCAGCUGCAAGAAUUUAGAAAUUUCGUCAAGAGAAUCGAUCGUGUUUUUGAUAACUAUUGCGAAGGUGGUGGAUGA
This is a messenger RNA of Lodderomyces beijingensis, 1362 nucleotides long. The record is from the annotation of a GenBank genome assembly. NCBI's taxonomy places the organism in Eukaryota, Fungi, Ascomycota, Pichiomycetes, Serinales, Debaryomycetaceae.